AGGUGUUCACUAAUUGGGGUUUAUAUAAAGGCACUGUGGAUGUGGUUGUUUUGUAAGUUUGAAGAAGGCCAGACGGCCGAAACGUCACUUCACCAUUAAAACAUGGAGCAGAGUGUGCGGCAUUCUUUUCUUUUUCUUUAACAUUUAUAUGCUCAGGAAGCCAGCACCUCAAGAAAGACUUUAUUGGUGUGCGAUACCUCUUUUUUUCUAAGGUUGUUUCAUACACCCAGCUGUUGUACCCAACCUAUGCCCUGAUGAAGGGGCGCACGCAUAUCAUCCAACAGAGAUCCGCGGAGCUGUUCUACCCUGCUGCCCCACGUGGCUUCCACCCCAUGAGGACCAUUAGCCCCCACUAUAGCGGACACACAGGCCUACUGUCUACGGCCUACUGUUCGGACACACAGGAUUGCAGACACAGCACUGCGUAUGAUCCCAAUCUCCUGGAGGAUCCCCACUGGCCAUGUGGAAAACACAAAUGUGUGCUGGUAUUCCCUUCAUACAUGACUACCGUCAUUGAGUAUACCAAACCCAGUGAACUGAAGAGGGACAUGAACCAAACCUUCAGGGAGAAGUUUCCUCACAUUCGACUGACCCUCAGCAAAAUCCGAAGUUUGAAGAGGGAGAUCCGCAAGCUGGCUCAAGAGGACUGUGGCUAUGAGGUGCCCACAGUGGCCAUGGCUCUGGUGUAUUUUGAGAAGCUGGCUCUCCGGGGCAAACUGGACAAGCAGAACCGCAAGCUGUGCGCAGGGGCCUGCAUCCUCCUGGCGGCCAAGAUCGGCAGUGACAUGAAGAGACACGACGUCAAACAGCUCAUCGAUAGGCUGGAGGAGCGUUUGAGGCUGAACAGGAGGGAGCUGCUGGUGUUUGAGCUCACAGUGUUUGUUGCACUGGAGUUCAACCUGCAUCUGCCAGACCACGAGCUGAUGCCACACUACAGGCGCCUGAUGCUGACCACCUGACACUUCAUACUACCACACUACCUGAUUUAUUUUACAAACCCAGGGACAG
Molecule: messenger RNA, 1008 nt
Organism: Engraulis encrasicolus (European anchovy)
Lineage: Eukaryota; Metazoa; Chordata; Actinopteri; Clupeiformes; Engraulidae
Product: CDK5 and ABL1 enzyme substrate 1-like
Exons: 6
Coding region: 255-959 (234 amino acids)
Biological process (GO): regulation of cell cycle; nervous system development
Cellular component (GO): cytosol
Source: RefSeq, a predicted model, not a curated record